Molecule: messenger RNA, 867 nt
Organism: Metarhizium acridum CQMa 102
Lineage: Eukaryota; Fungi; Ascomycota; Sordariomycetes; Hypocreales; Clavicipitaceae
Source: RefSeq, a predicted model, not a curated record
AUGGAUACUCUUGUAUCUAGAUACAGCCGGCCGGCAUAUGAGCAAAAUGAGCCGUUCGAGAACGAGGCACAGGAAAUGAUGGAUGCCACGUCGUCCCUGACCACCAAGUUUGCCAUGCCUCCCAUUUCUCAGGUUCGUCAAGCAGCCCUAGAAAGAAGCGCCCGUCAUCAAAAUGGACGCUUUGGUUUCCCAAAGAGAAUCCACCGAGUCAGAAAGCUAACAUGCGCAACGCAGCCGUCAUCUUGGCUCCGAGCCGCCACAGAUGACCGAUCAAAUCCCGACUGUCCCAUCAAGAUUGCUCACGGCACGACAACGCUCGCCUUCCGUUUCCAGGGCGGCAUCAUCGUCGCUACUGACUCCCGCGCCACGGCUGGCAACUGGAUCGCCUCCCAGACGGUCAAGAAGUGCCGCCUCCACGAGCUGCGACACAAACGCCGCAUCAGCGUCGCGGCCGCCAGCAAGAUCCUCGCCAACCUGGUCUACAGCUACAAGGGCAUGGGACUCAGCAUGGGCACCAUGUGCGCUGGCGUGACCAAGGAGGAGGGCCCCGCGCUGUACUACGUCGACAGCGACGGUACCCGGCUCGCGGGGAACUUGUUCUGCGUCGGGUCCGGCCAGACAUUUGCGUAUGGUGUUCUCGACGCCGAGUACAACUAUGACUUGAGCGUUGAGGAUGCCCUGGAGCUUGGUAGGCGAAGCAUCUUGGCGGCUACGCAUCGCGAUGCCUACUCUGGCGGCUUCAUCAACUUGUACCAUGUCAAGGAGGAAGGCUGGGUGAAGCACGGCUUCACGGAUACGAACCCAGUGUUCUGGAAGACCAAGUUGGAGAAGGGAGAGUUUAGCAAUGUCACGAGCGAGUUGGACUAG